This is a messenger RNA of Coccomyxa subellipsoidea C-169, 1038 nucleotides long. RefSeq names its product NAD(P)-binding protein. The coding region runs from base 1 to 1038 and encodes 345 amino acids. Gene Ontology annotation, molecular function: oxidoreductase activity. The transcript is spliced from 6 exons. Lineage: Eukaryota; Viridiplantae; Chlorophyta; Trebouxiophyceae; Coccomyxaceae. The record is from RefSeq and is a predicted model, not a curated record.
AUGUGUGCAGCGGCCACCGCAGACUACAGAUCGAAGGACAACAAGGACAUCCGAGUGCUGGUGGUGGGAUCCACUGGAUACAUCGGCAAAUUUGUCGUGAAGGAGCUGGUGAAGAGGGGCUAUGACGUGGUGGCAUUCGCGCGGGAAAAGAGCGGAGUGGGGGGCAAGGCCUCAAUGGAGGACACCGUCAAGGAGUUUGAAGGCGCUGACGUGAAGUUCGGGGAUGUACAAAAUGUGGAGUCCCUCAGUACAGUCGGAUUUGCCCAGCCUGUUGAUGUGGUGGUCUCCUGCCUGGCCAGCCGCACCGGCGGGAAGAAAGACUCGUGGGACAUCGAUUACCAGGCGACCAUGAAUGUGCUGGAGGCUGCGAGGCAGAAGGGAGCGGCGCACUUUGUGCUGCUGAGCGCCAUCUGCGUGCAGAAGCCCCUGCUGGAGUUCCAGCAUGCCAAGCUCAAGUUUGAGGCUGAGCUGCAGGCAGCUGGGGACAUCACAUACUCAAUCGUCCGACCAACAGCCUUCUUCAAGUCCGUCGCAGGACAGGUGAAACUGGUGAAGGAGGGAAAGCCGUAUGUCAUGUUUGGGGACGGGCGCUUGGCUGCAUGCAAGCCCAUCAGUGAGGCAGACCUGGGAGCCUUCAUGGCUGACUGUGUGAAGGACCAGUCAAAGGCCAACCAAGUUCUCCCAAUCGGAGGCCCUGGCAAGGCAUGGACAGCAUUGGAACAAGGCGAGUACCUGUUUGAGCUGGCAGAGCGCAAGCCCAACUUCAUAAAGGUGCCUGUGGCCCUCAUGGAUGGCAUUAUCGGCUUCCUGGAUCUCCUCGCCAAAGUCUUCCCUGGCCUGGAGGACUCUGCAGAGUUUGGCCGCAUUGGAAAGUACUAUGCCACAGAGAGCAUGCUUGUGUACGACCCAGAGAGACAAGAGUAUGACGCUGAUGCGACCCCCAGCUAUGGCAAGGACACACUGGAGGAAUUCUUCAGGCGAGCAGUCAAGGAGGAUGGCAUGGCUGGGCAGGACCUUGGUGACGCAGCAGUGUUCUGA